This is a messenger RNA of Anopheles aquasalis, 480 nucleotides long. It is a transcript of the gene ATPsynE, whose product is annotated as ATP synthase, subunit E. Gene Ontology annotation, molecular function: proton transmembrane transporter activity. Gene Ontology annotation, biological process: proton motive force-driven ATP synthesis. Gene Ontology annotation, cellular component: proton-transporting ATP synthase complex. NCBI's taxonomy places the organism in Eukaryota, Metazoa, Arthropoda, Insecta, Diptera, Culicidae. The record is from RefSeq and is a predicted model, not a curated record.
GGAAUGGCUUUAUCUGGUUAGUUCAAACACCUUGGCGACGACGAUCACACUCCGUGCCGUGCAAGAAAACGUUCUAUUUUGCACUUCUGCUCCCGAUUUAUUGCCUGAGAAUCCGAAAUGGCUGAUCUUGGUGCUCCAGUGCGUGUAUCGCCAUUGAUCCGGUUUGGCCGUUGGUCGUUCCUGGUCGUUGGUGUGGCCUACGGUGCCUACCAUCAGCAGCGUUUGGCCAAGCGCGAAGUCGGAAUCCGUGAAAUCGAAGCUCAGCAGAAGGUGAUCCGGGAUGCAAAGUUGGCCGAGGAGAAGAAGCGAAACCAGGAAGCCGAAGCGAAGGCUAUCGCCGAACUGUCCGGACCCAGCAAGAAGUAGAUCCGAUGAUGUGGGACUCGAUGCUUCUUCCGCCUAAAGACUCCGCGUAACAUCUUGAGUCUUGUAAAAACACUGCAGUACUGGAACGGAAAUAAAUUCAUACUUAGGAAGUAA